Drosophila virilis is the source of this 2853-nucleotide messenger RNA. The record is from RefSeq and is a predicted model, not a curated record. Lineage: Eukaryota; Metazoa; Arthropoda; Insecta; Diptera; Drosophilidae.
GCCUGUUUGUCGGUCGCAUUGUCUACGCGUACGAUUAAUGUCGGGCUCUAAUAUAGCUAAAUCAAGCAAAUUUAGUUAAACGUGCUUAGCUCGUGCUGUGUAAGUGUGUGUAGACUGUCAAAUAUUAAUUUGUUAACCGUCGCCAUUGCAUUAAGCGAUAAAAAAGGCGUUUAAUUUAUGAUGCCGAAGUUUUUCACUGAACGCAAAUUGGCGCGCAAUUUACCAUAAGCCGCAUGCAGAGAGAGACGGAGAGAGAGAGUGCGCGAGAGUAAUUAGAAGCUUGUCUUGAAUGGAGAAGCGUGCGCUUGUAUAACUAUGUAUAUAUGCUUAUGUUUAUUUACCGCAAUUACAUUGUGGUAUUUAUCUUACAUUUGAUAACCUUGCAGAGAGUCUAAUUAUUUCCCCACGUAAUGUGUAACGUAGGCGUCUCUUCUCCCACUAAGCAUAUAUUGCCUUGUUCGGCAUCAACUGUUAUAUAAAUCUAUGUCAGAAUUCAUGUUUAAAAGGUGUCCUCAAAUAUCCUAUAUAGACAUAGGUCCAAAUUUCCCACCUCCAUGUAUGAGAAAGUAGACAAUACUUAAGGUAUGCUGAUUUUACUGUGUCUAAUAAUUUCGAAGACUGCUGUUGACACAUCUUUGAUAUUUUAAUUCCGUUUUACAUUUGUUUGUAUGUGUAUGUAUGUAUGUAUGCACAGUUGGCUGCGUCUGCACCAGAGCUGUGGUUGUUAUGGGGAAGGGCAGGGGUUAUUCAAGCGUCUACUGCGCGUACGCCACUGAUCGCAACACUUUUGAUCCCGUUUCUUUAACUAUGCAUCGACGCAAAUCCUCUCACCAUGCUCUCCGUUUUUGUUGUAUUAGUGCAAUUGCCUGCUGAGCCUCGGGACGAGCUCAAUACGGCGAAUUAGUCUGUGCGCGCUUCGCCUAUUAAUCGGUCGCAUUGUUUACGCGUGGUGUAUUUAAUGUCGUGUUCUAACAGGGUUAAAUUAACGAAUUUUUUUUAAGUGUGAUAAGUUUGUGAUGUGUAUGUGUGUGUAAAUUGUCAACGAUUAAUCUGUUACCCGCCGCCAUUUAACCAUAAAAUAAGUGUUUAAUUUCUGAUGACGCGCCUUUGCUCUGAAUGCAAAUUGGCGCGCAAUUCAAGAGAGGAGAGAGAAAGAGAGAGAGAGAGAGAGGGAAAUCGCGAGAGUAAUUUGAAGCUUUUCUUGAAUGGGUUCUUCAUAGCGAGUUUGGACCGGCCGUUUCCUGGUUUAGCUUCGGAUCAUGAAGAGCGCACUCUAGUGUCAGGCGCACAAAGCUUACGCACACAUCAGAAAAACAUCGCUUUGUACAUUUUUCAUAUGUUCUGUGAAGUGUCGUUGACUGCAAUGAAUUUCGUUAAGUGUGCACUCGAACGGCACAGUGAAGACGCGAACCAAAACGUAGCGCCACCUGUUCACUGAAGAGGGAACCGAAUAGGCAUAUGAACUGCUUGGAAAACUACAUUGUUCUGCACUGCUUGUGCCACUAUAUAUUGUAACGAAUUGUUAACUAUUUACGUUAAUUUUUGAAUUCCGAAACCUGCAAAAAAACAAAGUCACGAGGAGGAUGAACACGAGCACGAGCACGAGCACAACGGGCUUGACGGACACGGCGACGAUGUCGAGGAGCAGGAGAUUCAUGUCGAUGUCGAUUCCGAUUCACGCAUGUCCUGCGGCAGCGGCUCAGAUGUGGAUAUGGACAACGGCAGCUGCUACGAUGAAUCCGAAACUCCGCUCAGCGAAUCGCUGCAAUCGGAGCAGACGCGCUCCUCGUCCAGCGAGAAUCUGCCCUUCAGCAUAUCGCGGCUGCUCUCUAAACCCUUCGAGACCAACAACAACAACAACAACAACAGCCACAGCGGCAGCAACAACCACAACAACAACAGCUCGGAGAAAGAGCUGCAGGAGCAGGAACAGGAUCUGGCCGCGUAUAAGCUGGCCACCAGCAUUGCCAAUUCGACCUAUGGAGGCGCCGCGGCGCUUUACAGCUAUCCGCAUCUGUAUCCGUCGGCUGCGGCAGCGGCCGCUGGCCAUGUGCUGCGUGUGCCGCCGCAGCGGACGCCGCUCACCUGGGCGCUGCCCCCACUGCAUCAUGCGGCGCUGGCCCAUCAGGCGGUCAAGGAUAGGCUGGCAGCUGCCUUUCCCAUCGCCCGGCGCAUUGGACAUCCCUACCAGAAUCGCACGCCUCCGAAGCGAAAAAAGCCGCGCACCUCGUUCACACGCAUCCAGGUGGCGGAACUGGAGAAGCGUUUCCACAAGCAAAAAUAUCUGGCCUCCGCGGAGCGUGCGGCGCUGGCUCGCGGCCUCAAGAUGACCGAUGCCCAGGUGAAGACGUGGUUCCAGAAUCGACGCACCAAAUGGAGACGUCAGACGGCGGAGGAGCGCGAAGCCGAGCGACAGGCGGCCAAUCGGCUGAUGCUAUCCCUGCAGGCGGAGGCCAUUAGCAAGGGCUUUGCGCCGCCGGCGGCGCCUCUGAGCUCCCAAUCCGGCGUGAAUGGAGCCCCGCUGGCCGCGCUGCACGGACUGCAGCCCUGGGCGGAGGCGUCGCAUGCAGCGGGCUGCUAAUUGUCAAAUAGUAGAUCUAUAUAUAUAUAUAUAAAGUAUGUGUAUAAGGUUUAUUUGUGAUACAGUUUGCUUUGUAAAUAGAGUUGAGAAAAAUGUGUGCGCUACAGUGAAAAUCAAUCAAGCACAAGUUGUAAAUAUCUAGCUUUACUCCCCAUACUAUAAUAUAAUCUAAAAUAAUCACCUAGUUACUUAAGUACUCGAUUUAGGUUUAAGUAGUGUCCCUUAGUUUGUAGCACAGUGUUUCCUUCAUUUCAAUUUAAUCUCAAAAUGUC